Molecule: messenger RNA, 3840 nt
Organism: Xylona heveae TC161
Lineage: Eukaryota; Fungi; Ascomycota; Xylonomycetes; Xylonales; Xylonaceae
Product: HECT-domain-containing protein
Exons: 3
Coding region: 1-3840 (1279 amino acids)
Biological process (GO): protein polyubiquitination
Molecular function (GO): ubiquitin protein ligase activity
Source: RefSeq, a predicted model, not a curated record
AUGCCGCCGUGGCCAUCCCGGCUGCUCUCUAACACAGCUGCCUCAGCUGCAGCCUCAAGUCAAGACGCUAGUGCCAGACCCCGAGCGUCGUCUUCGAUCUCCAAAGCGGGCCUCUCUGGUGAUGAUUAUGAUGAUGACUCUGAUUGCAUAAUAACUGCCGAGGAAUAUCACCAUAACCCGGUCCCGCGCCUGUAUCCUUCCCCACGAGACCGAGCUCCAAAGCACGGACGUUCAAAGAGCCAUCCGUUUCCCUCACUUUUUGGUUCCAGCAAAAAAAGAGCCAUCCCGGUCGACCCAUGGGGAGAUAUUGAUUCGUCAGACGAGAGCGGUCUCAGCAUUUUCCCGCCAUUUGAUGGCAAUCUGCCUUUUGGCGCCGGGGGGGACGGUCAUUAUAGAUCCGGAAAGAUGGAUGAGAGAAACAUUAAAACUGGACACUGUCUGACCUGUGCCUCGAUGGUGCGCUGGCCGCAGGGGGCCACUGUGUUUCGUUGCCCUCUGUGUGCGAUGGUUAACGAUCUGAAAACGACAGAACUACCUUCGCCUCCAAAAGCGGGCUUGUCGGAGAAAUGGGCCGGCAAAAAAGGUUCGCCGGCGCCAGACGAACCGCGACAAGCUCCCUUGUUGACCGUCGAAAGAACACAAGCGAUCGUUCAGCGAUGUAUCCAAUCCUAUUUAGACGUGCGACGAGGUUUGCAACCACGAGGACGAUCACCAAGCGGGCCCGGGUUCGACGAUUCCAAUGGUGUUCGAGAGAAGCAUCUCCGUCCCGGAAACGGACUGCUGGAUCCGUUACCUCCACUUGGGCACUCACCUUCGGCUCGACCGCAUCCUGAGAGUUCAGGGCGACUGACGAUGCAAUCUUCUGGGAAUCAAACUUCCGCUCCAGUGUCUUUCAAAUCAUCUCCCCAAUGGCCGCAUACAUUGGUGAUGAGACCAAGAACUGGAAAUGGCCGGGGCGAUCGAAUGCAUCAAUCACCUCCUCUACGGUCCCCUCCCAUGCCUCCUGGUCCUUCAGUUUCCAAGCCUCCCCAGUCCGCCAUAGCGCCCAAUGGCAAUGCUCUAAGACCCGAGAUCCAAGCACGCCCACGCAGUCCCGGUGUCCGCGACGCGCCACUACCUGAUAGCAGCAAUCCAGAGGAGAAGAGAGAGAAUCGAUCCCGUUAUAUCUUGAAGCCGGUAGAGGAUUACAUUAUCGCUUGCUUUGAGAGCAUGGAUUCUCUUAAUCAUUCCUUCCCAACCGUUUCUUCAACCAGGACGCACACUGUGGCUGGCGACGGCAUCUGCCCUUUGCCUCAGUCGAAUCCUGGACCUGUGCCGCAAAUGGUAGGCCGAGAGGUGCCAGCGCCCGAGUUCACGCGCCUCUCCGAAUUGGAUGCAAAGACGCUUUUAUUAGGCGACGUUGCCGAGAACGGCUCAUGGUGGACGGGAAAUCGGGGGGCACAGAAGCGUUCGCAAAGCGGAGGACAUCAUCGAGAUAAGUCAUCUGAUCGUCCUCGCAGGCCCGAAAGAUUUGUCAGUGUCAAGUCUCCACAUAUCGAUUGGCGCAAAGUCCAUGAAUGGUAUCAAAUUGUUCUCUCUGCUGGGAGAAAUUGGAAAGAGAUUCUUCUCGCCAAUGCUAACAGGACGCCGAGCGCCGACCCUGCAAACUCAUCUGCAAACCAAUUACCCUUUAGCCAGGCGACGGCGCAAGAUAUUGAUCGAGAGUUGGAGGAGGCCCGCAUGCACCUGGAAAGGACCUUAUUGAAAGCAACUGAGACGGUCCUCAAAAGACCGGGGCGAAUAAUUAAAUAUCCCGACGAUAUUCGAUUUCUGCUUAUAUUACUCAUGAAUCCACUUAUCCACUCCUCAGUGCCUGCAAAACGAUGGACCGCCGCGCCAGCAUGUCAUCCGUUGUCGCCGAACCGGAAUGCCCUUGGACUGCCUCAUCCAAAUCGGGGCUAUCCGCCUGGGCAGGGUAGGUCUCAUGCAACUUUCCUCGGCCAAGAUAGCGUCGGUCCUGGUCGCCAUUCUGGAAUCAUUAAGAGAAUUCUGGGUAUUUUGUCAAACGUAUCCAAUGAGUGCCACCAUUUUCUCGCCAACUGGCUCGCGCGUUUUUCUGAGCCUCAAUUUCGAAAGAUAGUCGACUUAGUUGGAGGGUUUGUCUCUUACCGGUUAAGCAGGCAGACGGGCAGGCCGCGGAGUACUAGCCUCGAUCCAACUGCCGGCCUGAUUCCGAGUAUUUCGGGGUCAGGCGCUAGCAGUUCGGCGCAAUUACAUGCAGCUCUAGGAGUUGCUGGGACUUCGAGAGCAACGGAUGCCAGCUCUAAGCAGACAGUUUAUAGUGAUGACUGGCAGAUCAAGGCGGCCGCAAAAAUAAUGGCAUUAUUAUUCCUUGCUAAUAGCGCUGCGUUUGUUCCCCGGAAACGGCCAGUCACCUCGAAUCCAUCAGACGCCGUGCCCGCGAGUGCUGGACUUGCUGCUCGUCAAAGGGCUCAGAAUCAUGGUCAGUUGUUGCCUACUAGCGACUUUUACAACUCCGUCUUGGACUAUGCCGAUCUUGUUGCCGAUUUUGAAACCUGGGAAGCUCGAAGAAAGUUUACAUUCUGUCAGUAUCCGUUCUUCCUCAGCAUCUGGGCUAAAAUCCGGAUCAUGGAAUAUGACGCCAGAAGACAGAUGGAGGUCAAAGCACGCGAGGCAUUUUUUGAUAGCAUCAUGAGCAGAAAGGCAGUAAACCAGUACUUGUUGUUAAAAGUCAGAAGGGAUUGCUUGGUGGAAGACAGCCUUCGUGGCGUUAGCGAAGUGGUUGGGGCGAGCCAGGAAGAAAUAAAGAAAGGGCUGCGAAUUGAAUUUCGAAAUGAAGAGGGCGUGGACGCAGGUGGCCUUCGAAAGGAAUGGUUCUUGUUGCUUGUCCGCGAGGUUUUCGAUCCCAACCAUGGGCUGUUUAUGUAUGAUGAAGAUUCACACUACUGCUACUUCAACCCUAAUUGCUUCGAGACCUCUGAUCAAUUCUUCCUUGUUGGAGUGGUUCUGGGUCUCGCCAUAUAUAAUUCGACAAUCCUGGAUGUUGCCCUACCACCAUUCGCUUUCAAGAAGCUUCUUGCCUCAGCUCCAUCAACUUCCACUCCUGCAAUGUCUGUUCCUCGAGUAAAAAUGACAUAUUCGCUAGAAGACCUCGCAGAGUACCGGCCGGCUUUGGCGAGUGGCUUGCGCCAGUUACUAGAAUUCGAGGGCGACGUACAAGCAACCUUUUGUCGCGAUUUUGUUGCAGAAAUCGACCGAUAUGGACAAAUUGUUCAGGUCCCUCUAUGCGAUGGAGGCGAGUCUCGGCCUGUGACGAAUGAGAAUCGCCAAGAGUUUGUCCAGCUGUAUGUUCAAUAUCUACUGGAUGUAGCGGUGGCGCGGCAAUUCGAGCCGUUCAAGCGAGGGUUCUUCACCGUUUGUGGUGGUAAUGCACUGUCUUUAUUCCGGCCCGAGGAGAUUGAACUCUUGGUUCGCGGUUCGGACGAGCCGCUAGAUGUUGCUUCUCUACGCGCUGUUGCAAUCUACGAAAACUGGGGUGAAGGCUCUACCCCAGCGAUCUCCGACCCUGUCUUGGUCUGGUUCUGGGACCUCUUCUCUCAUGCUAAUCCGAAAGACCAGCGGAAAUUAUUGAGCUUCGUCACCGGAAGUGACCGUAUUCCCGCUAUGGGUGCGACAAACCUCGUUAUCAAGCUUGUGUGCCUCGGCGAUGACUGCGAUCGCUUCCCGAUUGCUCGCACUUGCUUCAACUCGCUUUGUUUGUUCAGGUAUGCCACUCGAGAAAAGCUUGAAAGCAAGCUCUGGCGCGCUGUCAUGGAAAGUGAGGGCUUUGGCUUAAAAUGA